Molecule: messenger RNA, 2029 nt
Organism: Suncus etruscus (white-toothed pygmy shrew)
Lineage: Eukaryota; Metazoa; Chordata; Mammalia; Eulipotyphla; Soricidae
Gene: GGN
Product: gametogenetin
Exons: 3
Coding region: 1-1971 (656 amino acids)
Biological process (GO): double-strand break repair; gamete generation
Molecular function (GO): ubiquitin protein ligase binding
Source: RefSeq, a predicted model, not a curated record
AUGGGGAACGUGCAGUCGGAGCCAUCCACAGGUGGGGGCUCCCGAAAAGAGCAGGCCUCGGACCGCACCGCCGCCGCCGACUCCCGCCGGACGUCCCUGGCAGAACCCGAGGGGUCCCCCCCCUCCCCAGCCAUGCGCCUGGCUCGAGGCCUGGGCGUGUGGUUCCCGGGCAGCUCCGCACCCCCGGGCCUCUUGGUGCCCCCGGAGCCGCAGGUCUCGCCCCUGACCUCCCCAGUGACGCCCCAUUCAGAGGAGGCGGCGGCGGCAGCAGCAGCCGCCGCGGUGUCCACACCACCGCCGCCGCCGCCCCCGGUGGGCACCCUGCUGCCCGCGUCGUCUAAGUGGCGGAAACCCACGGGCACCCCGGUGGGCACCCGGAUCCGAGGCCUGCUGGAGACGAGCCAUCGCGGCCAGGGCGACCCCCCGAGCCUCCGCGCGCGGCCACCGACACCCCGGCCGCCCACCCGCGAGGACCCCCAGCUCGUCGCGAGGGUCUCGGCCCCGACUCCGCCGCCGCCGCCGUCCCUGGAGCCCCUGGAGCCCGUGGAGCCGUGGAAGCCGCCGCCGGCCCCGGAUCGCAGAGUCCCACCCGCCCCGGCCAGCGCGGUCGAGGGGGAGAGCCCCGCCGGGCCGGCCGCCGUCGACACCCUGGGGCCGCUGUCCCACCAGGUGGGCGAGGAGGGCGAGGGCGAGAUGGCCCGGAGCGCGGCCUCCGAGCCGGGCCUGAGCCUGCUGUGCAAAGUCACCUUCAAGCCGGGGCCCCCGCCGCCCCCCGCCGCCGAGCCCGGCGCCUCCGCGGCCGCGGCCAAAGCUUUGCCCGGGGGCGCCGUCUCCGUCUCCUACGCCGAGGCGCUCAAGCAGGGCCCCCAGGGCCCCGGGGCCGCUCGCCCGCAGGGAGAGGCCCCUCGGGGCGCUCAGGACGCGGAGGGCGGCGACGGCGACGGCGAGGGCUGCUCCGGGGCCCCCGCGACGACGCCCGCCGCCCAGGCCCGGGCCCUGCCGCCGCCUCCCUACCCGGCCUUCCCCGGCUCGAAGCCCAAGUUCGAGUGGGCGAGCCCUCCCGAUGGGCCCGAGCGCCACUUUCGCUUCAACGGCGCGGGCCGGGGUGUCGGGGCGCCCCGACGGCGCGCCACGGCGCUCUCGGGGCCCUGGGGCUCCCCGCCGCCGCCGCCCCCGCCGCCGCCGCCGGCCCUCAAGCGCUCCCUGCCGGCCCCGGGCUCCCGGCGGCUCGCCCCGUCCGUGCUGGCGCCGCCCAUGUUCAUCUUCCCCCCGGAGCCCGCCCGUCGGGAGCCGGCGAGCCCCGACACCCCGCGGCGCCCCGACUUGCCGCCGCCGCCGCCCGCGCCCACGCCGCCACCCGCGCGGCCGCUCACGCCCCGGCCGCCCGAGCUCCUGCCCGCGCCGCCGCCGCGGGUGUCGGUGCCGCCCAGCCUGAGCCCGCGCAUCCCGGAGCCCGGCGGCCUCGCUCCGCCCGCGGCCCCCGCGCUGCCGCUCGCCUCGGCCACCGACCAGGCUCCGGCUCCGACUCCGGCCCCGGCUCCUCCGGAACUGGCUGCGGAACCAGCUCCCACCUCGGCGGUUGAGCCUCCGGCGCCCGCGCCCGCGCCCACCAAGACCCGCACGCGUCGGAGCAAGGCCUCCCGCGCAGCCCGGGCCGCGGCCCGAGAGGAAGGUGCGCCCCGGGGACGGACGGCCGAUGACAGCCGCGGCGGGGCUCCGCAGGCGGCGGGGACGGCCAAAGGGGGCUCCGCACGCCACUGGCCGCCCUUCCAGGUGCUCAACUCUUGUCCCUGCAAGUGCUACUGUCGCCACCAGCCGCGUCAUCGCCGCCUACCGCGCAACGUGUCUGCCUGGCUGAGCACACCCACUAACCAUCUGAGCGAGCCGCCCUGGGUGGCCACCAUCAAGCUAGCCGGCUCCCUGGUAGCUGGGCUGGAGCAUUAUGACUUGCAGGCUACCCAUUCCAACUGAGUACAGUGGAGCCCGUGCCCGCCGCCUUCCCUUCUUGACAAUAAAAUAACCAUCCUGC